GGGGCGCUGUAUUAGAUAGGGUGGGUUUUAUGGUCUACCCAGGAUGCCACUGUUGACUGGAAGUUCAAUAUUGCAAGAUGGCGUUGGACGGUCCAGAACAUAUGGAGAUGGAGGAAGUGAAAGGAGGCACAGGCCUCAGACAGUAUUACCUCUCCAAAAUAGAAGACCUACAGCUGACGGUUAAUGAAAAGAGUCAGAACCUCAGACGUCUGCAGGCUCAGAGGAAUGAACUAAAUGCAAAAGUCCGCCUUUUACGUGAAGAGCUUCAGCUGCUGCAAGAGCAGGGCUCAUAUGUAGGAGAGGUGGUGAGAGCCAUGGAUAAGAAGAAAGUGCUUGUCAAGGUUCAUCCGGAGGGAAAGUUUGUUGUGGAUGUAGACAAAAACAUUGAUAUCAACGAUGUGACCCCUAACUGCCGCGUAGCCCUUAGGAAUGACAGCUACACCCUUCACAAAAUCCUGCCCAACAAAGUGGACCCGCUUGUGUCACUGAUGAUGGUGGAGAAGGUUCCAGACUCCACCUAUGAAAUGAUUGGAGGCCUGGACAAGCAGAUCAAAGAAAUCAAGGAGGUCAUUGAGCUGCCUGUUAAGCACCCUGAGCUGUUUGAAGCCCUGGGGAUUGCACAGCCCAAGGGAGUGUUGCUUUAUGGACCUCCGGGAACUGGAAAAACACUACUUGCAAGAGCUGUAGCCCAUCAUACAGACUGCACCUUUAUCAGGGUUUCAGGCUCCGAGCUGGUCCAGAAAUUUAUUGGAGAGGGAGCUCGUAUGGUGCGAGAGCUGUUUGUGAUGGCUAGAGAACAUGCUCCGUCCAUCAUCUUCAUGGAUGAGAUUGACUCAAUCGGCUCGUCACGUCUUGAGGGCGGCUCCGGGGGGGACAGCGAAGUGCAGAGGACCAUGCUGGAGCUGCUCAACCAGUUGGAUGGAUUUGAGGCCACCAAAAACAUCAAGGUGAUCAUGGCUACUAACCGGAUCGACAUCUUGGAUUCAGCCCUGCUGCGGCCAGGUAGAAUAGACAGAAAGAUUGAAUUCCCUCCUCCCAAUGAAGAGGCCCGUUUGGAUAUUCUGAAGAUUCAUUCUCGUAAGAUGAAUCUGACACGAGGCAUUAACCUGCGCAAAAUUGCUGAGCUCAUGCCAGGGGCAUCUGGGGCUGAGGUUAAGGGUGUGUGCACAGAGGCUGGAAUGUAUGCGCUGAGAGAGAGGAGGGUUCAUGUUACACAAGAGGACUUUGAGAUGGCUGUUGCUAAGGUCAUGCAAAAAGAUAGUGAAAAGAACAUGUCCAUCAAGAAGCUGUGGAAGUAACAGCCCUUGGAUACACAACCGCUUUUGUUUUGUUAAUCUGUGUUUUAAAGAAAUGUUAUCACAUGUCACUCAAUAAAUGGAAGAUACAAGUUA
This is a messenger RNA of Polyodon spathula (Mississippi paddlefish), 1391 nucleotides long. Its product is annotated as 26S proteasome regulatory subunit 8-like. Lineage: Eukaryota; Metazoa; Chordata; Actinopteri; Acipenseriformes; Polyodontidae. Gene Ontology annotation, biological process: proteasome-mediated ubiquitin-dependent protein catabolic process. The coding region runs from base 78 to 1298 and encodes 406 amino acids. The record is from RefSeq and is a predicted model, not a curated record. The transcript is spliced from 12 exons. Gene Ontology annotation, molecular function: ATP binding; proteasome-activating activity; ATP hydrolysis activity. Gene Ontology annotation, cellular component: proteasome regulatory particle, base subcomplex.